AUGGCGAUGGACGAAUUUUGGAUUCUGCGCAACAGAGCUCAAUCUUCGACCUUACUUGCUCUAAUGAUUGUGUUCUACACAAAUAUGCUCGACAGCAUUCUCUUGACAGCUGUAGUUCCAAUCAUCCCUGACUACCUGUUGGAUAUCGAUCAAAAGGAAUACAACCUAUCGUUCCACCAGAACAGCUCUCGACUGAGGAGCGUGCACCCCGGGGUCAACGUGACGCAGACCUCGACCCAGAAGGUCUUCAGCCGGCUGUCCGUGAGCGCGCUCAACGAAGACAGCAAGGUCGGCUGGCUCCUGGCGUCUAAAGCGAUAGUACAGCUCAUCGUGAACCCCUUCAUUGGGCCACUGUCCAACAGGGUGGGAUACCCAUCUGUGCUGUGGUCUGGAAGUCUCAUCAUCUUCCUGGCGUCAUUAAUGUUUGCCUCGGCGGAGACCUACAUCCCGCUGUUCAUUGCUCGAGCCGUGCAUGGUCUAGGGUCAGCGGCAUCCGUCGUAGCUGGUAUGAGUAUUGUCGCUGAGAAGUAUCCCGAUGACAGACAGCGGAGUCGAGCUAUGGGUGUCGCAAUGGGCGGGGCAGCCACCGGAGUUUUAGUGGGAUAUCCCUUUGGUGGCGUCAUGUACACCUUUGUUGGCAAGGUGGCUCCAUUUCUCAUUAUUGCUGUUCUUUUCAUCAUCGACAUGGGUCUUCAGUGGUUUAUUCUAGAAAUAUCUAUGAAAAAUACACUUCCUCGUAAAACGACACCUCUGCACGUGCUGCUACGAGACCCGUACAUACUGGUUGUUUCAGGUUGUAUCAUGUUAACAACUCUGGCCAUGUCGGUUCUGGAACCCACCGUGCCGCUGUGGAUCCUGGAGAAUAUGCACGCUGAACGAUGGCAGUUAGGCUUGGUGUUUCUGCCUGACAGUAUAGGCUAUCUCGUAGGAACAAACUUCUUUGGCGUAGCAGCUAGAAGCGUUGGCAGAUGGAUGUCAUCCAUGGGCAGUAUGAUAUUUGUUGCUCUGUGUUUAGUCUGCCUGCCGUUUGCUACUGAUCUGACUCAACUUAUUCUACCUCAUUUUGGUAUUGGAUUAGGAAUUGGUGUUACCGAUGCAGCCUUGAUGCCGUUGUUGGCGCUGCUAGUGGACACGAGACAUGACAGUUUCUAUGGCAGCGUGUAUUCUAUAGCACAACUCGCUGUGUGCCUCGCAUACUUUAUAGGUCCGUCAGUUGCCGGUCAAAUUGUAAAAAUUAUAGGAUUUCCAUGGCUAAUUCGAGCAACCGCAGUCUUAAACUUCGUGUAUUGUCCACUGUGCUUAUUUUUGCGAAAGGUACCGGCUUGUGACGAGGAAAUGGUGAUCCUUAAAGAACAGACGGUGGACGGCAAUUACACGAAGGAGAAAAUGGAAGUGGAUUCGUUCUCCUACAACCGGCUGUGUGAAGAGGACUGAGGGCAACGUCAAGAAGCGCAUGCAGUUUAAAGCUGCCGUAUCGAGACUUAUGUUCAUCAUCUAGCCGUCUUCCCGUGGCAUUGCAUUCUUCUAUAUCUUUUAGACGCAGUUGUUAAAGUGACAGAUCCUAGUUUUUAAACACUACGGCGUAUUAUUAUUUUUUUUACUAUUAGAGCCGUUUUUCGUAACUGAAACCAGACAUUAACUUAGAUUUUUAAUGUUCAGAUUAUCCAUUUCCGUACAUCCGAAGUGUUUCUGGUUAUACUGGUGUUUCUAAUACCAUGAAAUCCAUUAAAAUGUUUUUUAAAGAACGCAUAUGCGAGCUUAAAUGUAUUUAUCUGUUUCAACGUCAUAAGACUUUUGUUCACUAUAUUGUAAA
Messenger RNA from Gigantopelta aegis, 1813 nucleotides. Its product is annotated as synaptic vesicular amine transporter-like. Gene Ontology annotation, molecular function: serotonin:sodium:chloride symporter activity. The record is from RefSeq and is a predicted model, not a curated record. Gene Ontology annotation, cellular component: synaptic vesicle membrane; terminal bouton. Lineage: Eukaryota; Metazoa; Mollusca; Gastropoda; Neomphalida; Peltospiridae. Bases 1 to 1434 code for a protein of 477 amino acids. Gene Ontology annotation, biological process: aminergic neurotransmitter loading into synaptic vesicle; transmembrane transport. The transcript is spliced from 16 exons.